Carya illinoinensis is the source of this 1804-nucleotide messenger RNA. RefSeq lists its product as uncharacterized. The record is from RefSeq and is a predicted model, not a curated record. The transcript has 7 exons. NCBI's taxonomy places the organism in Eukaryota, Viridiplantae, Streptophyta, Magnoliopsida, Fagales, Juglandaceae. Bases 323 to 1462 code for a protein of 379 amino acids.
AUGUAGGGCGAAGAAAGGACCGAGCUCCGAAGGGGGAAAGGGUAUUUAUUGGGCCUGCUUUAGGGGGAAGAGAGCGCUUUCUCCAAACGUGGGUUGGGUCAUGACUCCUUAAAGGGUCCGUAGUUUGUACGGUAGAGAUUUUGAUGCUUAAGCCUCUCUCUCUCUCUCUCUCUCUCUCUCCCCGAAUCGUUUCUGUCUGGGCUUUUUGGCAAAGCACCGUACACGACGCUGCUUCCCAUUGCUCGGCACCACCGGUGGCAACCCGCGGUUCACCACUUCGCACAGAACCCUCCAAUUCCGCCGCACUGCCGUGCACGCUUUGAUGGACAAUGACGAACCUGUUGCUCUGCCUUUUGAAGUUGGUCAAAUGACAGAAUCAAGAUCAUUUAUGAAGGGAUUUCGUGGUGCAUGGUUCCAAUGCAAGAUAAAGGAGAUUGGUUUAAGAAAAGGUCAGAUGGGGCAUCAAUUAGAGUAUGUUGACUUUCCUGAUGAAAGAAUAAAAUGGACACAGUUAUAUCAAAAGCCUGGUAAGUCAAGGGAACUAAAAAAGCAAUUGAUGGUUCGUCCUCAGUUUCCUCGCAUCUAUCGUGAAAGUCAAAUGCCUGAUGUCAGUACCAUCUUGGAAGUGGCAGUCAUUGUUGUUGACUCGUGGCAAGUUGGGAAUUUGGUGGAUUGGUGGACUGAUGGUUGCUAUUGGUCUGGAAGAGUAGUUGAACUAUUGGGAGACAAUAAAGUAAAGGUCGAGUUGUUUCCUCCUCCUAUGGGUGAAGGACAAUCAUAUGAAGCCUUAUGCAAGGACCUACGCCCUUCGUUAGAUUGGACACCAGAAUGUGGCUGGACAGUGCCCAUUCCUUUGGAAAAUGGAAAUGUUCAUUCUUGUGCUCGGAUUAUUAAGCCCUUCAACCAAGUUACAGGCGCUCCAGGAAAUAUGAUGGCCCGUGAUGAUGACAAAGGAAGAGAGGGGGUUCAGGCUGCAGCAAGAGCAUCACUCGAGCGUAAUACUUCUUCUUCUUCACAUAUUUCUGGAAGCUUAUCGCAACCUCCAGAUGGAUUUGAACGAAUGGCAAAGCGACCUUGGAGCAUCAAAGCAUCAAAGGAUACACGUACAUCAGAAACAAAUUUCGAGUUAGAUAUGGUAGAUACUGGCAUUGGAAAGACCAGUGGCUCUGAUAGCGUUUCAAGUUCACAUGUUAGAGAUGCACCAACUGAUACGGUGGGAACUGCAGCUGGGAAGGGUAAAAACAAUGACGCUGGGUCUUCAAAGAAGAUGAAACACGGAAGCAUUUCUUUAAAUUCCAUGCGUUCUGACACAGUAGAAGAUGCAGUUAUGGACCUGGAGGAACUUUUGAACAAAAUCAAAUGGGCUAGAGCUAUUUUGGAAUUUGGAAAACCUCUCUCGGGGACCACGCAGAAUCCUUGGAAAUUUCUGGAACACAGGGCAUCAUCAUCUACACCAAAAUGAGCGUUAAAUUUUAUUAAAAGUGAAUGUUUACAUCAUGAAACUGCCUUUAGCCUUCAUCAGUGGAAGUUUGAUGGCCACUUGUUGUGACCUUGGUUAGGAGCGUAGAAUCUACUUGAUGAUUAAGCCUGUAAUUGCUGUUAAUCUCUAAAAACUUUGAAUUAGGUAAAUGCCUGACAAGUAGGUUUGGGAUUAGACUUUUAUUGAAUUAGGCAAAAACCGGUAAUGCCAACUUGUAAAUAUGGCAUCUUUUAUGCAUACUCCUUUCCAUUUAGAGUCACACUUUAAUGACCUUAUCAUAUUUUGAGUGAUUAUUAUUUAAGCGGUGGAAAAAUUUAUUUGAAA